AUGUACACCGAUCAGAUGUAUCGCUACGCUCCACGUGCAACGUGCUCACGAGCUGUGCCCCAUUGUGGAAGUGCUUAUCUGUUUUGCGACUUGCGAUUCAAUCCACAUUGCGUUUCGAAAAUCAAAUUAAAUGGAAACUGUCGACGAUUCGAAGGUCUUGAUGCAUGUUUCGAGGGCAAAUGUAUCAACGGAUACUGCACGCCAGACUUCACUCCAAAGAAGGUUCAUAUCACGCUUCUCAAUCGCACCCAAUUACCGUCCUAA
Messenger RNA from Anisakis simplex (herring worm), 264 nucleotides. NCBI's taxonomy places the organism in Eukaryota, Metazoa, Nematoda, Chromadorea, Rhabditida, Anisakidae. The record is from the annotation of a GenBank genome assembly.